AUGAAUGGAGAUAUCGAGCUUCCGGGGGGUGCUCAUGUACCUGCGGCUCCAGGCCGAUAUCACGUCGAUCCCCCGCCAGAUCUGAAUGAAGUGACGGAUAAACGGUUCUUUCUCGAGUACGAUUUCCCGCUUCUCAUUGUGCGCGACGUUGCUUCUGAUGCUGGAUCGGAAAUGGAGAAACUCGAGGCACACGGUCAAGCAAGCGACUGGAAAAUGAAUCAACGACGUUCUGGGUAUCAUAUUGAGCUUGACCACGCCGGCUACCAGUUCAACCUACCAAGCUCUAGCCAAGAAGAUGCCUAUCAAUUCCAGUUCAUUCCCAGCAUUUCGUACGUUGAUCAAAGCACCUGGUCUGCUGUAUCCGCUCAAGAUAAAGGGAAGUCAUACGUCCCAUGCGUCCCAACUGUUGUAAUUGAACGGGUGACUGCUACGGAAAAAGUUGAUAGUCUUCACAGCAAAAUGUCCAAGUUUAUCAACUGUGGCACCCGUGAAGGAGUUGUGGUGGACACCAGAGGAGAUCGAGUGUGGGUCUACAAUCGAGGAGAAGAACCGACGUGCGAGAAGUUGGACACGGUUCUCUUCGAUAACUGGCCUGAGUUUGAGCUCGACUGCCUCGCGAUCCGUGAUGCUCGCGUCCGCGCUGGACUUAAAUAG
Molecule: messenger RNA, 654 nt
Organism: Phytophthora nicotianae INRA-310
Lineage: Eukaryota; Oomycota; Peronosporomycetes; Peronosporales; Peronosporaceae
Exons: 1
Coding region: 1-654 (217 amino acids)
Source: RefSeq, a predicted model, not a curated record